This is a messenger RNA of Ictalurus furcatus (blue catfish), 1144 nucleotides long. Its product is annotated as high affinity immunoglobulin gamma Fc receptor I-like. The transcript has 7 exons. Bases 1 to 1059 code for a protein of 352 amino acids. Gene Ontology annotation, biological process: cell surface receptor signaling pathway. The record is from RefSeq and is a predicted model, not a curated record. Gene Ontology annotation, molecular function: transmembrane signaling receptor activity. Lineage: Eukaryota; Metazoa; Chordata; Actinopteri; Siluriformes; Ictaluridae.
AUGGAGCUCCGUCCACUCCGUGUGAUGAUCUUGCUUAUUUCACUUAUCCGAGUCGGACAAGCUCAAGAAUUUAAGUUGUUUACAUUGACAGUGUGUGUUUGCUUUUUGACUUUUUCACCAGUUCUGUCUGUGGAGCCGAAUUCACCUCAAAUAUUCAGAGGAGAGACGGUUACACUCACAUGUAGGUUGUUAGGAUGGCGUGGACCGUACUACUGGAACAAAGAUGGUGUUAAUGUUCACAGUUCUGCUGAAAAUUACUACACUAUAAAUGUAGAUCAGAGUCACAAAUACAGAUGUUAUGUGUCUAUUGAUGGAUGGUCAACAACAUGGAGUAAUGAAGUCACUCUCUCAGUGAUAGCGCUCCCAAAACCUGUGGUGUCCAUAAAUCCUGAUGAACAGGUGUACAGAGGAGAGACUGUCACUCUCAGAUGUGACCUACAGGAUGAAGAGGACUCUGACUGGAUCUACAGCUGGAAUAAAGAUGGUUCUGGUGUCAGUAGUGAACAGGAGUACAGAAUCAGUAGUGCUGAAACAUCUCAUGCAGGUAAAUACACCUGUAGAGGAAGAGAGAGAGGAGGCUCACACUCCUCACACACCAGUGAUGCUGUUACACUGACUGUAUCAGAAAAACCUAAACCUGAACUCACACCAAGUCGUGAAGGAGCUGUACUGAAAGGAAACUCAGUGACUCUGUCCUGUACACUGAAGCUGCAGUCUGCUGCAUGGAGGUUUUACUGGAUCAAACCCACACAGAGCACUGAGACUGAAACAGAGUACUACAACAUCAGCUCCGUUAGAGUCUCUGAUGGAGGUCAGUACAGGUGCAGAGCUGGAAGAGGAAACCCAGUCUACUACACACACUACAGUGAUGCAUUCUGGGUAAAUGUUACUGAUGGAAAAGCUCCACUGUCGGUACUGAAGCUCCUCAGCAGUGCAGUAGCGGCCUCUCCGUAUGUGCUGGUGACCAUCAUUCUGGCAGUGAAAUGUUACAGAGCUCGAACUGACCCUGAUGAGGACAACAGACCAUACAGAGUGAUAGAAGCUGAAGCGUCUGUCUGAGUCUCAGGUGUUUACAUUAUUUUUUAUCAUCUAGCUUUUAUAUAACAGCAGCUCCCCGUGCAACAGAGUACGUUGCAUUUAGCCC